AUGGAGGUUGCGAAGAUGAUCAGCAGCAACGCGUCAGAAGCUACAGAGAAGGUGGAGGCGAGUCGUCGGCGUUACGAGAUGGUGUGGCAGCUGGGAUCAUGCGACAGGGUGGUGGUGGUCAGCGCGAGCGGCUGCCCCAUGUGCACCGUGGCGGAGCAUCUCCUCUUCAGCCUCGGAGUUGGCCCCACCAUCGUAGUGCUGGACCGCCAUGUGGACGGACCGGCCAUUAGGGAGGUCCUCCGCGAGAUGAUGGAGGAUGAGCAGCAGCCUGCGGUUCCGGCGGUGUUCAUCGGAGGCAAGUUUUUGGGAGCCGUGGAGGCGCUCAUGGCUUACCACAUCAACGGCAACCUAGUUCCUCUGCUCAAGCACUCCGGCGCUCUCUGGCUCUGA
Fragaria vesca subsp. vesca is the source of this 390-nucleotide messenger RNA. Its product is annotated as glutaredoxin-C1-like. The transcript has a single exon. The coding region runs from base 1 to 390 and encodes 129 amino acids. NCBI's taxonomy places the organism in Eukaryota, Viridiplantae, Streptophyta, Magnoliopsida, Rosales, Rosaceae. The record is from RefSeq and is a predicted model, not a curated record.